Daldinia decipiens is the source of this 989-nucleotide messenger RNA. RefSeq lists its product as uncharacterized. The transcript is spliced from 2 exons. NCBI's taxonomy places the organism in Eukaryota, Fungi, Ascomycota, Sordariomycetes, Xylariales, Hypoxylaceae. Bases 696 to 881 code for a protein of 61 amino acids. The record is from RefSeq and is a predicted model, not a curated record.
AAAGAAUCAAUGGCAAACGCGUAGGUGUUGGUUCUUCUUGUAGUGUUUAAUUCUAGUGUAUUCUUUAAACCCUGUCGCAAAUCUGUUUCAGUCAUAUUUUCUCCUCGCGCCAUAUGGCACGAUCGAUAUUCGAUAGAUCCACUUAGCCCACACUCCUCUUGACGCUUGACGACAAUAGAUCUACACGAGGAUGAAGGAAACGACGAUAAAAGUUAAAUACUAGGAUACACAACCCUAUCAGUAGAUCAAUACGAUAGCAGUUUUCUGUAUACCUUGCCUAACCUUCCUAACAUACUUGACGGGACGUUAUAUGGAAUAGACGAAUCUGCUAUGCGUAAGCAAACAGGCCAAGCUAUCACUAACUACGUCUGGUGCGCUUAGGGGGUAUCUUUGGUAUUGUUUCGAAUCCACCUGAUGCUAUGACCAGGAAUAGGAAAGCCUCUAAAAUCGACUGAUUAUGAGCCCAGCCGCGAUGACUUCCUCGGCGCCAGGAUCCAGGGGUUUCUAUGUAAUCUCAGUUUUUCUGGUUACUUAAAUUGACAAUAACCCAGUUGUCGAUCAGAUGUACUAAUUGAAAGAGUUAAGCAGCGCUUCACUUCGCAUUUUCGAUUCUCAUACUCAUCUAUAAAUCUCAAGCAUUUAUCGAUUCUAUCAGCUUAUAAUUCUUAAUUAAGUUACUUUUCUCGUCUUUCAUCAUGCCCGCUAUUGAUACCGGGCUUAUUACCCGAGAGCUGCCUCAGCUCAUCACCCGGGAAAUGAGCAAUAUGAGCAUCAUCAUGAAGAGGGAGGUUGACCAUAGAGCGAUUGAAACGUUUCUUGUGGCCUUUACCUGUAUUUUUGGCGUCGGCGGUUGGAUCCUCUGGAUGGUCAAGCAGAAGUAGUCGAUAACCGAAGCAAGAAUUUUCAUACGCAAAUCACCCCCGACCUUACACCAAAACCUAGUCCUACUUCCUCCAGCGUCGGGGAAAGGAAGGCGAUAUACUAUUAAU